GUUUUCGCUUCGUUUUAUAGCAAAUGUGUUGCAAGCUUAAAUUGUCGUAAAGCUUUGGUGUAACGAAACUACAACUUAUUAAGAAGUCAGCUAGCUUAAGUGUCGAUUUGUAGUCCCAUUUCGCAUCAGUAUCUUUCAUACUUAUCAGUAUAUUGGUUCGGUGUGUGUCGGUGUGAUUCGUGUUUUAGAUGGAGCAGAGACGACGCCCGACCGCUAACGUUAGCAUUAGCGAGCAACCGCCGCCAUUACCAGCCGUUGACCAGCCGACUUAAGCUAGCAGUUAAUGCUACUAAAGGCCUCAAGGCUUGGCCACAACAUCUCAGGGCGAUAUAAUAUCAGUAUAGAAGUUCAGUUUUUAGCUUCUGGUAAGCACAUUUCCUUUGUACAGCUCACAAGAUUCGUUUUUAAUACCAGCGAGAUUAGUUUACAUCGUAAUUCAAACGAGCUAUUUUACCGCAAGCUAAUGCGUCUGCUCCUGGCUAGCCGUGCCCCAAGCCUGCUUGCCGGGAUGAUGAGGAGAUAUAUUUAGGGUAACGAAGCUUUCUUUUUUCGUCUAUAAACGAAGUAUGAAAUGUUGUGUUUCAGACUGACACAUAUGUAAAAUAUAAGUGAUAUAAUAAUCUAGCAAACAUUGACGUUAGGGUAGGUAAAUGCUAGCUACUCAGGCAUUCAUCCUGUCUCUCACAGCAAUAUUAUGAUUUGUUAGGGUGCAGAUGCAGAUAUCUUUCUAUAAUGGAUCUCAUCAGGAGGAUACAACUGCGUGAGUGUGCGAACCUUUUUGAUAUUGUAAACACGGGUCAACAUCCCGAUGCCUCUGUCGUUGAGGAUGGUGAGCUUUUCUGCCAGUUUCUGCUGGCUGGGCUGGAUCACUCCCCGAGACAUCUUCUCGCUGUUCGUUUCAAUCUCCGAUUAAAUCCAGAAAAUAUCACAAAUCUCCGCUGCCACCGGUCCGGGAAAAUAUGAUGAAAAGAAGCUGUGAUUUGGAGGCGUUAAUAGAUUUCGCCCAUGUUCGGAUUUUUCGGAGACAGCAGCUUCCUGUACUCCACCCCACUGUCUCCCUGCCUGUUUUUUUUCGGUCACAGGGAUGAAGAGGAGCUGUCCUGAUUUUCACAACCAGGCUGGAUCACGCUGCGUUCAAGUCACCCUCGUCCAAAGUAGUCCACGAAGGCCGCCGUGCCCUAUUUCAUAAUUGAUUGGGUAUUUAAGUUUAUCAAUCGAAUUUAUGCAUAAUUAUGCCAAUCUUUUACCAUAAGCUGUCCUUAAUUUACCCAACUACAGACAUACAUCAGGGAUGUAUAUGAUUUUUUUGGUGAUAGCCAUGUGUGCAAAGCUUUUAUCUGGGGUGCAAAUUUAAGUGUCACCUUGCUGGCCACAUAUUUCACAGAAAAUUUUGUAUCUUCAAAACAGUUGCAUUUUAAAGCCACUAUCUGUCAUUGCACACCAGAUUACUAAGAGUAUCGAUCAAAUCUAUCAUAGUAGGUUAAACGUACACCCCCCCCCCCCCCCCCCCCAUUCAUGAGAAUUUCCACAAACGGUGCCACGUUGAUAUGUAGCUGUAAUUCAUUUUCAACCAGUUGUUGCGUUAAUAACAAACUACAUAAAAGACAGCAUUAUCAGCCACACCCCGUGCAUAGCAUCAAGGGAACUUAUAUUGUUGUCUAUUUGACGAGGAGUACUUGAACGCAUCAUAUUGUUGACGCAGCUUCCGACUCAGCUGUCAGCCCAGUCUUACCGCUGCUGCCUUUCUCGUUGUAUUUCUCUCACACAUAGAUACCCCAAAUUGACCACUACAGCAUUUAGGUUUUAUCAGCGCUCAAAGUAGAUACCAGCUUAUUAUUUGGUUGAAUUCGCAGAAAGAAUGGCUAUUUAGUUCAGGUGAGUAAAGGAAGCAAGGAGUCUUGGAGCAAAAGCUGUUUGACUGUUUGAAAUCCGGUAUUUUCCACAGCUGUUUUAAAUUUUAAUGUCCCAUUUUCAAUAAAACAUUCUGCGCGUUUUGUAUUCGUGUUAAGUAAUAAAACUAUGGCUAACGUGCGUUCAACCCGCAUAUCAAGUCAUCUACAUGAACCAGUGCACUCACAACAGCCUGCUUUGUUGAGUUUGCUGUAUUUAUUAUGCUCUACUGGUUGUUUACAUUUUUGUUCUACCACUUGCUUCGAAAAGAUUUCCUGGUCUGUCUAACCAACUCUUUGUUCCAGCAGAUUUCAUAAUACUAGAGCGAUGCAUUCACUGGCUCAAGAGAUCCAGGGCUUUUCCAAGAACCGUUUGAAGAAACAGUGCACACAUGUUACAACUGUAACAGGCAAGAAGCUGUUGGAGAGAAGGAGUGAUGAUGGAGAGGGCGAGGAGCAGGUUGAAGAGCUGGAGGAGGGAAGUGGAUGUGGAUUUGUGGAAGACAAAAGUCUGGACCUUCAAGUUGGGGUUGUAAGACCCUUCCUACUGCUUGGUAAUAUACAGUACAUAUUGAACUGCUACUUCUACUACUUGUGUUUCCUCUGAACUUUUUGUUUUACGCAUGUAAAUCAGUUUACUUUGACUGUUCCAGCUCCUACCAGUGAUUACCAGGGACCGCUGGUAUAUUUCCUGAGUGUUCCUGACACUGUCUUUCAUCCACCACACCCACAAUACUUUACAACUCUUUCCAGUGCUUCGAUUACUAAUUGGCCAUUACUUCAAGGACUGCUACUUCUACUCAUCGUGUGUCUACAAUUAAUACUUAACCACACAUUACUUCACCUGCAACAAUCAAAAAAAGCUAUGUCAUGUUUAGAGAACUCUCUAAUUUCCCUUUUUCUGUGGUAAUUAAGAGCACAAAAAAUCUACAAACCUUAAUUCUGAUGAAACCGGGACGUUGUGUAAAACAUGAAUAUUAUUUAUAUUUAUAUUAUUUAAUUAUUUAAUUGAAUACACUACAAAGACAAUUUAUUUAAUGUUCAAACUAAUACACUUUCUUGUUUUUUAAAUUGUUUUUUCAAAUGUUCCCUUAUUUUCAAUUUGAUGCCUGCAACACAAUCCAAAAAAGCUUAAUCCAUCAUGAGCAAAACACUUUGCAGCAUUAAGCAGGUUAUGUUGGCGAGGAAAACUUCCUUUUAACAGACAGAAACUUAAAGUACAACCAGUCUCAUGUUCCACAGCUAUGUGCUGAUAAUGAGUUGGAAUUGGAAAGAGGAUAGAGGGAGAUGCAAAAAAAGAAAAAAAAGGCAGUAAGAAAAACAACAGUUCAUACAGAAAAUGACUGAAAAUAAUGAAAAUAGCAUGUGUACUUUAUACAGAAAAGGCAUAUCAGUGGUAAUAGACCAAUCAUUGUUUCAACCUGGGCGGCACAGUGGUGUAGUGGUUAGCACUGUCACCUCACAGCAAGAAGGUCUGGGUUCGAAUCUGGCUCAGGGCGUUUCUGUGUGGAGUUUGCAUUUUCUCUCUGCCCCUGUGAGGGUUUACUCAGGGUACUCCAGUUUCUUCCCACAUCCCAAAAACAUGCCUAAGUGGGGUUAGGUUAACUGGCCACUUUCAAAUUGCCUGUAUGUGAAUGUGAGCUUGGAUGGUUGUUCAUCUCUAUAUGUCAGCCCUGCGAUGAACUGGCGACUUGUCCAGGGUGUCCCAAUAAGCGGUAGAAAAUGGAUGGAUUGUUUCAACCUAGCAGUGUAACUAAGAGCUGACCCCAAGUCUGAACCAGCUCUAACUAUAGGCUUUAUCAAAAAGGAAAGUUUUGAGCCUACUCUUAAAGGUAUAGAAGGCAUCGGGCCUGAACCUCAACUGGUAGAUGAUUCCAGAGGAGAGAGGACUGAUUACUGAAAGGUGUACCACCCAGACCACUUUUAGGGACUUUAGGUCUAAUGAGCAAGCUGGGACCACAAUAUUUAAGUAGGGUUAAAGGGAACUAAGAGCCCUUUAAGCUAUGAUGAUGCUUAACGAAGACCUUUGCAGGUCAGAAAGAUUUCAAGAUCUAUCCCAGAUUUUAUGGGGAGCCAGUGGCGAUAAGCUCAUAUAAGACAGACAGGUGCUCUUUCCAGGGUUUAAGUUUUUCCUCAAGCAGCAGUUGAAGAGUAUUUAAAGACUUGUUAAUGGAACCUAAUAGAAGGCAAGUACACUAAUGGACUUAGUGCCUGAGCCUGAUUUUCUGGAAAUGUGCAGGUGAAACAAAGGCAGUCCUUAAAAUUUGUUUAUACUCCAACUCCUACAACAGCUACUACUGGUCUGCUUUUGUUAUCAGUCCUAUCACAAUUACACAUUUUUGUUGUUGAGAAGCAACAGUUAUUUUUUUAUUUUAUUUUAUUUUUAUAAAAACAGCUCGCUCAAACACAUGGACUCUGUUGUAUGCCGACAGGUGUUACAGACAGAUUUUAAGACGUGUUAUGGUAGUGCGGUGGGCAAACCUCAUCAGAGCCUCUGAGGUUUUAUUUGUCCAACUGUAAUUAUUUCACUUCAGUAUGCCAGUCCACAGAGACACUCAGCUGUGUUUGUUUCUCACAGCAAAUAGAUAAAGUCCCUAAUAGUAAAUAAAUCAAUGUCAUUAAAGUUGAAUUAGUCUCAGGGAGCAUGGAAAGGUAGCCUUCAGCCAGAGGACACAGGUUGACACCCUCUCAUGUCAGCAUGCAUCUGAAGUGUCCUUCAGUCUGACACUGAAGCCCCUCACAGCUCUGGGGUGCUCUUCACUUCUGUAGCUGGCUCUGUGCUUUGACCUCAACUGCAGGAGAAAUCAAAGUGAAAUUUCUCAGCAGGGAUCAAUAAAAUAUUACAUCUGUCAGACUCAACAGAGGUGACUCUUUUUCUUUAUAGUGAUUUGCCGCUAAAAGUAAUAAACUGAUCACUCCUCUGUUAUGACGCCUCUCAGGAUCAGUUACAGACCAGACAAGUUUUCAGAAAAUCACCUUGUCCUCAAUAAUGAAAUACCUCUUUGUUCUUGGGAUUAUUUGACAGUCUACCAGUGAAAGGAAGAGACACUACGAUUUAGUGGUUUUUAUUCCUUUGUUCAAGACAGUCUCAGGUUAUUAUUUAUUUUGGCCCUCAGCUUGUUGUCUUUGAUAUCCAUGUCAUAGCUGACAUACCAUUUCCUGCUCUUUUUGUGCACCGCAUAUCUGACAAUUCAUCAGAGUAUUAAGAAUAAACUGCCUUCCUUUAGUAAAUCUGAAAGAAGGGUUAAGGAAGGGUUAACUGCUGUCUAAAAAACUGUGCUAAAUAGGCUAACCCCUGUGUAAGGCGACAUUACUCAGUGUCAUCACAGAGGGACCAAACAAUCAUGAAUUAAAUAAACACUAAAGGUGGGACUUGCAAAAUUUAUUCAGCCCUAUAUUUACAUUUUAUGCUGCACUUACCUCUUGUUACUUUGUGGCUUGUUGCUCUUGUCCAAAUAUGGUCAUGUGGGGCUCUGAAAAGCAAGAUGGUGAUCACCAAAGUUGAAAUUUAGGCUUUAGGAGUUUUGAAAACCACUGGAUGACAUUGCAGAUGGCACUUUCGCUGCUUUUGUACAGUCUGCAGCACACCAAUUAGGGGUGGAAGAAACAAUUGAUACAGCAUAUGUCCAUGUAGAUUCUCAUUCAUCCAGGUCAUGGUUAUCUUGAAGACUUAAAAACAGGCAACUGGACUGUGUAGAGUUAAGAAGACGUUUCGCCUCUUAUCCAAGAAGCUUCUUCAGUUCUAAAAGUGCUAGUGUCAGGAGCAGAUAUUUAUCUUACUGGAGAAGGGGGACAGUUAACGACUGGGAGGAGUUGAAAAGAAUGGGUCGUAGAAACCCAUCUCUCGGUGUGUCCCCCCCAAGUCGUUAUCCUGAAAGGGUCGUUAGCGACUCCUAUCAUGUGACCACAUGACUCAUGCCACCUGAGUCAUGUGGUUCCAGGUGUGAAUGUUUGUGGAGCUUUCUGGGGAGAGAGCUGAGAACUGCAUUGUAAGUGCCAGAGAGAUUGUGCCUGAGUCCACCCCCUCUGUUCAGAGAAGGUUUCUCCAGCCUGGUAAAGAUGGCUUCUUUAACUCCUCUUUCAAACCAUCUGUCUUCUCGAGCCAACACCUGUACAUCGCUGUCCUCAAAAGAGUGACCUGUAUCCUUCAAGUGAAGGUGGACAGCUGAGUCCUGACCUGAGGAAGUGGCUCUCCUGUGUUGAGCCAUGCGCUUGUGAAGCGGUUGUUUAGUUUCCCCAAUGUACAGGUCUGAGCAUUCCUCGCUGCACUGGACCGCAUAUACCACAUUACUCUGUUUAUGUCUCGGUGUUUUGUCCUUGGGAUGGACUAGCCUCUGCCUUAGUGUGUUACCAGGCUUGAAAUGAACAGGAAUGUGGUGUUUGCCAAAGAUCCUCUUGAGUUUCUCAGACAGGCCUGCAACGUAAGGGAUUACAGUGCUCUUGCGUCUCUCCUCCCUUUCCUGUUCAGUGUUAUUUCUCUUUCUGUUCUUCACAAAGGCCCACUUAGGGUAUCCACAGGUUGUCAGGGCAUUUUUGACGUGCUUUUGUUCCUUUUCCUUACCUUCUUUCUUCGUGGGAAUGUUCUCGGCCCGGUGGUUGAGUGUUCUGAUGACACCCAGUUUGUGCUGCAGAGGAUGGUGGGAAUCAAAAAGUAGAUAUUGAUCCGUGUGUGUUGGUUUCCUGUACACUUCAACGUUGAGCCACCCAUCUGCCUCCAAGUGUACAGCACAGUCCAAAAAGGCCAACACUUUGUCCUUGACAUCUUCACGGGUGAACUUGAUGUUGCUGUCCACUGUGUUGAUAUGGUCAGUGAAGGCCUCUACUUCAUGUGUUUUGAUCUUAACCCAGGUGUCAUCCACAUAUCUGAACCAGUGGCUAGGAGCAGCUCCCUUGAAAGAGGUUAGGGCCUUCCUCUCUACCUCUUCCAUGUACAGGUUUGCCACUAUAGGAGAAACCGGGGAGCCCAUUGCGCAUCCGUGUUUCUGUCUGUAAUGGCGCUCUCUGAACUGGAAGUAGGUGGUGCUGAGGCAGAUGUCCAAUAAGGAGCAGAUGUGGUCCGGAGUUAAGUUGGUUCUGACUUCCAGUGUGCUGUCCUGUGAGAGACGUUGUCUUACUGCUUGGACUGCCUCUGUUGUUGGAAUACUUGUGAAAAGUGAUGUGACAUCAUAGGAAACCAUGGUUUCAUCUGGGUCCAACCUGAUGUCCUUGAUUUUCUCAGCAAAGUCCUGUGAGUUUCUGACGUGGUGAGGGGUGUGGCCGACAAGAGGAGCUAGGAUGGUGGCCAAAUGUUUUGCCACUUUGUAUGUGACUGAGUUAAUGCUGCUGAUGAUAGGUCUAAGGGGCGCCCCUUCCUUGUGUAUUUUUGGUAAUCCAUAAAUGCACGGGACAGCUUCCCCUGGGUACAGUCGGUAAUAGAGUGGGCGGUCGAUAACUCCAUCCUUUUCGAGCUGUUGAAGUGCACUGAUAACUUUCUUUUUGUAGCUGUUGGUGGGACAGACUGCUCUCCAAGCACUCAAGAAGUCCAUCAGAACUUGGUUGAAGGGACAAAACGGACAGCCACAUAGAUACCAACAUGCAAGAAAAGUGGGUGAAGAAUUUGUCAGACAGGGUCCUCACUCAGCCGGAAAAGGAAGUCCUUUACAAAGGACUUAAUUUUGCAGUUACCCCUGAACAGAUCCCGGUGGUAGACCUUAUCACAGCCACGGAGUCAGCGAUCCGCAACAACAAUCUGGCGGUCACGGAGGCAGAACAACUCAGGCUGAAGGUAACAGCUGCUCUCUCAAAUGCCAAAACACCUCCUUCCAACUUGACCAUGCAGGAAAGAAGAGCCUUGGCAUCACUGCAAAAAGAUGAAAACAUCACCAUCCUGCCUGCAGAUAAGGGGAGAUGCACUGUGGUACUCAACACCAGGGAUUACCAUGACAAGGUAACAAGCCUUCUCAGUGACACUGCCACCUAUGAAACUCUUAAACGGGAUCCCACCAACAGCUACAAAAAGAAAGUUAUCAGUGCACUUCAACAGCUCGAAAAGGAUGGAGUUAUCGACCGCCCACUCUAUUACCGACUGUACCCAGGGGAAGCUGUCCCGUGCAUUUAUGGAUUACCAAAAAUACACAAGGAAGGGGCGCCCCUUAGACCUAUCAUCAGCAGCAUUAACUCAGUCACAUACAAAGUGGCAAAACAUUUGGCCACCAUCCUAGCUCCUCUUGUCGGCCACACCCCUCACCACGUCAGAAACUCACAGGACUUUGCUGAGAAAAUCAAGGACAUCAGGUUGGACCCAGAUGAAACCAUGGUUUCCUAUGAUGUCACAUCACUUUUCACAAGUAUUCCAACAACAGAGGCAGUCCAAGCAGUAAGACAACGUCUCUCACAGGACAGCACACUGGAAGUCAGAACCAACUUAACUCCGGACCACAUCUGCUCCUUAUUGGACAUCUGCCUCAGCACCACCUACUUCCAGUUCAGAGAGCGCCAUUACAGACAGAAACACGGAUGCGCAAUGGGCUCCCCGGUUUCUCCUAUAGUGGCAAACCUGUACAUGGAAGAGGUAGAGAGGAAGGCCCUAACCUCUUUCAAGGGAGCUGCUCCUAGCCACUGGUUCAGAUAUGUGGAUGACACCUGGGUUAAGAUCAAAACACAUGAAGUAGAGGCCUUCACUGACCAUAUCAACACAGUGGACAGCAACAUCAAGUUCACCCGUGAAGAUGUCAAGGACAAAGUGUUGGCCUUUUUGGACUGUGCUGUACACUUGGAGGCAGAUGGGUGGCUCAACGUUGAAGUGUACAGGAAACCAACACACACGGAUCAAUAUCUACUUUUUGAUUCCCACCAUCCUCUGCAGCACAAACUGGGUGUCAUCAGAACACUCAACCACCGGGCCGAGAACAUUCCCACGAAGAAAGAAGGUAAGGAAAAGGAACAAAAGCACGUCAAAAAUGCCCUGACAACCUGUGGAUACCCUAAGUGGGCCUUUGUGAAGAACAGAAAGAGAAAUAACACUGAACAGGAAAGGGAGGAGAGACGCAAGAGCACUGUAAUCCCUUACGUUGCAGGCCUGUCUGAGAAACUCAAGAGGAUCUUUGGCAAACACCACAUUCCUGUUCAUUUCAAGCCUGGUAACACACUAAGGCAGAGGCUAGUCCAUCCCAAGGACAAAACACCGAGACAUAAACAGAGUAAUGUGGUAUAUGCGGUCCAGUGCAGCGAGGAAUGCUCAGACCUGUACAUUGGGGAAACUAAACAACCGCUUCACAAGCGCAUGGCUCAACACAGGAGAGCCACUUCCUCAGGUCAGGACUCAGCUGUCCACCUUCACUUGAAGGAUACAGGUCACUCUUUUGAGGACAGCGAUGUACAGGUGUUGGCUCGAGAAGACAGAUGGUUUGAAAGAGGAGUUAAAGAAGCCAUCUUUACCAGGCUGGAGAAACCUUCUCUGAACAGAGGGGGUGGACUCAGGCACAAUCUCUCUGGCACUUACAAUGCAGUUCUCAGCUCUCUCCCCAGAAAGCUCCACAAACAUUCACACCUGGAACCACAUGACUCAGGUGGCAUGAGUCAUGUGGUCACAUGAUAGGAGUCGCUAACGACCCUUUCAGGAUAACGACUUGGGGGGGACACACCGAGAGAUGGGUUUCUACGACCCAUUCUUUUCAACUCCUCCCAGUCGUUAACUGUCCCCCUUCUCCAGUAAGAUAAAUAUCUGCUCCUGACACUAGCACUUUUAGAACUGAAGAAGCUUCUUGGAUAAGAGGCGAAACGUCUUCUUAACUCUACACAGUCCAGUUGCCUGUUUUUAAGUCUUCAAAAUUGAUACAGCAUAGUAUCGCAAUAUUUUGUCUGGUGAAAUAUCAAAUCGUCUCAUUUACCAAGUGUCGAUUUUUCAAAUUAAUUGCUAAUAGGAACUCAAGUCUAUGAUAAUGGAAAAAUAAAAUCAAUGGUUUGUCCAGUGAGGUUGGCAGAGGUGACAUCAUAGAGCAGGGGAAAGUAAGUAGCCUACAACAAAUAUAUAGAAGGUUUGCUAGAUGUGCUACAUGAAAAUGAAAUAAGAAUGAGAAAAUGAAGAACUUAAUUAAUCCCCGAAGGGAAAUUCAAUUGUCCGUCGUCUCAUUUGUCAUUUUUCAAAAGAGUUGUACAGUCUGAUGGCUGUUGGUACAAAAGAUCUUCUGAAUCUUUCUGUCCUGCAGCGAAGAGAGAGGAGCCGUCCACCACCAUUGGCCCUUUGGUCCAUCAAGGUGUUGUGAAGUGGGUGAUCCAUGUUCUUUAGAAUAGUCUCCACCUUCUUCAGUGUAGAUCUCUCCACCACAUCCUCCACUGAGUCUAGCUUGAAUCCAACAACAGAGCCAGCCUUUUUCACCAGUUUGUUCAGAUACUGAUGGAAUCUACUGUGGAAAUAAGACAAACAUAAAGGAAAGACAAAUGCUAAAGUAGCUAAACAAAGUUUGUAUGAAUCGCAAUAUAUUAUAUCGCAGUACUCACUGUAUUGGAAAAUGUUAAAAAUCGCAAUAAUAUCGUAUCAUGGCCCAAAUAUUGUGAUAAUGUCGUAUUGUGGGGCCACUGGUGAGUCCCACCCCUAACACCAAUAUGCUGUGUGAUCUUGUAUGACAAAACUAAAAAUUGUAGUUUUUAUACUAAGCUAAACUAACCUGUUGCUUAAAAGCACGAGGGAGGUGAUGUUAACCUCCCACAAGGAAAGCAAACAUAUUUUCCAAAUCUCUCUCAUAAUCCUUUUAUCCUUAGAGGUUUUUUAUGGUUCUCAUAAGGACAGCAAACUAAGAAUUUAAUCAUACCUUAGAAGCUGCUCUCUGGGAAAUGACAAGAAGGCUCUUUCAUCUUGAAACAAUAAAUUCUUAAAGAUAUUUCAAAGACAUUUUGGACUUUUUGAAGCACAAAAGAAUAUUACUUUUUUUUAAUCUUCAAGCUUUAAAAUCAUCAAAUAUUGAGCCACAUUCAAAAAGGCUGAUAUGAAGUCAUUUUAUAGAAGAGAAACAACUGCAGGGGAUAGUUUUCAUGGGGUUAUUAGACAAACAAACUGCAGUUCAAAUUCUAUUUUUAGAAAGAGAAGACUUUUUAGAGUAGCAUUUGCUUCUCAGGGUAUAAAUAUGACUGAGAUCUGUCCUCUGGAGCUUAGCAGAUUGAAUUGGUCCCAUGUCACACUUGUAUUUAAAAGCUGUCUAGAAAUCCUGGCAUUCCUGCAUCCUUUCACAGAUGUGUCAGUAUAAAUCUUUUCCUUUUACACUGAUGAAGCAUAUGGGCUGGAGCUGGAUUAUUUCCAAAGACUCUCUAGCCUUUGGAUUUAGAUUUACUUCUGAACACCAUGAAUUUGGCAUUAUAUGAAAGUGGCUUUGGCUGCUGCAAAGAGUGCAAAUAUGAGCUAUGAGCUGCUUGGGUGUAGCCACUCGAGAAAUCUGAAUGAAUCCCUUCCAUCAUAAUCAGCUCCCCGUUGUACGUCUCUGUCAAAUAAUCUUCUGUCAAGAUGUCCACUGCAUUUGACAAGCUGAAAGAGACUGCUGUUUCAGUUAAGCAAUGUUUUUUUAUUGAUACUGAGGUUUCUGUAAGUUGUUCCUCAUUUUACUCAGUUAGUUUUGAACUUUUGUCCUGUAUCACGUCAGUAACUUCAUCUUUACCUGUUCAAGGCUCAGGUCAUGAAAACACAUUUACACAGUAUUGUCGUGAAAAUGACAAACUACCUUGUCUGUAGAUAAAUGUGGGUGUUUAUCUCAGCAGUUUUUUGUUGGAUUGGUUCCUUGGUUUGGCGCUGUUGUACAAAUCAUUUGUUUUUAUGUGUUGCUCUAAGCGGACUGUUUUUUGCUGACUGAUAACAUCCCUGUUUGGUGCUGCAGCUGUUCAGAAAGUGUUUUUCUGUCUAGAGAUUUUGCUGCUAAAUGAUCCUGGUGCUCAUAUCCUGCAGCAUUUGCUUCCUUUCACUAAAAAAGGCAGGGUUUUUCUGCACCAGCUGUUUAUUCUCUGCUUUAUUACAAACAAAGAGUAACUUUCUUGGUCCAAAGUUCAGAGUCAUCUGUCUUGUCUAUUCUCUUCAUAUCCAAAAGAAAAGUUUUGUCACUUUUUGUCAUUUUCAUGUGCUAACAUGUUUUUUCUUUGCUUGGGUUUAUGGGUGUUUCUUCUUUAGUUUUUACUAGUUUUGCACUAAGUUGCAAUAUCUUUUUCAGACUUAAAUGGAAAAUACUGCCACAAGGCUGACAUCACUCCUACUCCUUGCUACUUUGUUCAUACCUUUGUACACAGUGUUGUUGUGAUCACAUGGGCUCCGCAUGCUGGAUCUGGGCACUGCCACAUAGAAGUGCUGGAACGGAGCCUAAAAUGGACUGAUGGUAUCGGAGUGCUGAUAUGUGAGAUUUUAGACACAGGCCGAUAUAAUCCAAUAUUUGUUUUUUUGCUUAUAUCGGACUGAUAUCCGAUGUCAAUGUUGUAUCCCCUUAGUUUUUACAUACUUUAACGAUAAUGCGUUUGUGCUCAUGAGCUUGAUCUGAAACAUGUAAAUGUGCUCAUAAUUAAAUGCAAUGUCACUUUUUAAAUCCAAUAUACAAUCCACUGGAUGUUAGGGCACUGCUAAGACUGCUUAUAGUGUCACUAGUACAGGACCCUAUGAACUAACACAACUAAGACAAAUGUUCAACAUAAUAACUUCCCCAACUCCUUUAUUUGAUUCAUUUUUCCCUUUCAGAUGUUUUAUAAAGUGCAGAAAACCUUUAAGAACAUUUACUUAAGGUCAUUUUUGUUAUAGAUGAAUUUCCAAAAAAAAGAAAGGCAUUUCUUAGACCCCAUCUAGGAGACAGCUACUAAUGCUAUGCUGUAUUCUUUAAGACACAAUAAUUAAAAUCAAACACCAGGAGUUUUAAAGGAAGAAAGCUAAAGCCACAGGAAAAAUACUUGUAAUAAAAAAAUAUCCACAAUUUAAGAUAAAGACACAUACAACACAAUAAGAAAGAUAAAAAUUCAAAGUGAUGGAUUUGUAAAUUAUAUAGCAUUGAUAGGAUAAGUUGUCAGCAAGAGUUUGUUGAGUUUAAAUUAAUGUUGGACAUGUUAGGAGCACACAGGGUACAAGAAAAGGAUGUAAUAAUAUAUUCAUUAACCCUGCUGAUUUUUUUAUUUAUUUAUAAUUUUUAAUAAUAUCUGGGGGGGUCAAAUUGAUUUUAAAAUGUCAAAAGUUAAGGACGAAUGCUUUUCACUGUUCACCAAAGCCAGAGACACCAUCAGAAUCUUCUUAGGACUCUAACCAACAGUCUAAGAUUAGAUGAUUUCUUACUUUAAAAGAGACUCAUUUAUUUUAACAAAUGACCUUAAGAUUGAUCAUUAAUCAAGAUUCAAAAGACAUUUUCACAUUUAUCAGAAUCAGGAAUAAUAAAGGCUGACCGAAAGCACUGCAGUUCUCAUCAUUAUAACACUAACAGUUUUGCAAAGCAUAGUAAAGUGACAUAUUUUUUUCUUCCACGCCAACACAAAGAGGGAAGAUGCUGCAUUUACUUGUCCUUUAACCACACAAUUUCUGCUAGCCUGCAGGAAACCUUUGCUUCUUUGAAUAUAUAGGUUUUGAUAAGCAGAGAAAUACCCCUGUCUGUCUUCUUAUGGAGUUGUUUCUGUCUUUUCAGCCUCUCAGGAUGCAGCCCACGACAUUGACACCCUGCAGAGAUAUAAGGUCAGUACAGGGAGGAUCAAUACUGCAGGCAUGCCCUUGCCUUGAUGUGAUCGCAAGUGUAGUGACAUGAGAUUAGAAGCGACCAUGUAGGUGUGCAUUCCUGCGGCUCUGCGACAGCCAGCCAAUAGCCUGAGGAGCUUCAUGACUCAUGCAGUGACAGUUUAGCUCAGUAGAGGGAGUAAAUGAUUACACUAAGUCUCAGCGCUGCUGCGCCUCCACAUCAGAGAAAUGUGACUACUCCUCUCUGCAGUGGCUGCUCCCAGGCAUGAGCAUAUUGCUGCCUGUGCAGUCUCUGGAUGAUGAAUUGGAGAGAUUACAAGUGCCUUCACUUCCUGUUACUGCGACGAAGCCCUGACCGCCUAAUAACCAAACCACGCAGGGUUUCCCAGACAGCUAUUAAAGCUCAGGAGGCUUAACAGGCUCAGAGGACAAUUUAUAAAAGAAUCCAUUCUUUCCGGCACAACAUUAAAUGAACAUUUACUGGCAUCACAAAGAAAAGACUACAACAUUGUGCUGAGGGUGUUGUUUGGAAAUCAAAUCUAUUUUUUUAAAGGAAGGUAACCAACAAUUGUUGCGUUUACUGUAUAUAUACUGUAGAACCCUCUUUUCUGUCUCUAUUUUCUAUUUUUUCAUAAAACUUUGAGAAACCUGCUCAUUUCAGUGGUUUUGACAUUGCCAAGGUUUCUAUGUCAGUGCAGGUUUGUUUUUGACUCCUUCACAUCCAGCAAAUCUUUCUAUCCGACAAUGAUUGACCUCAACAGCUCAUGAUGAAACCAGUUUUCUUUCUGGCUGACAACUCAACCUACAGCAUCUAUACUAAAUAUUCUCAAUGCCUGAAAAGAGAUGCAAAAAUUAUAUUCUCACUAUUGGAAAGAUGAUGCUUCAUUUACUUUCAUUCCAGCAGGUGGACCUAAAUUACACCAUCAAUCACGAUAUUUUUUGUGUCACUGACUUAAUUGCUACAUAACUCGAUCUGAGAAUGCACCUGUGAAAACAAGGCAGAGAAUGAUCAGGAACAUGAAAGUGUAAAUACAUGUCAGCGUCUCUAUUAUAGCAGGAUUUCUCAGCUACCUUAGCAUAUUUUUUUAUAUCAUGUUUCAGAACUCAGACAUACUUCAAGAUGAAAUUGUGUCUAAAAUAAUUUGUUGAAUUUUUUUUUAAAACUAAAUUUAAUAUGCAUGUUGACAACCUCUGUUUUUUCGACUGUCAAACACCUUCCAGGAAAAGACCAAAGCCAACAAUAUAAAUUUGUUUCACUCUCAUUAUUUUCCAACCUCCUAUCUGCAGCUGCUCCCUCUAUACCAGAUGCAUUACACUUAAAGUCCCUGUGAGGAGUUUUAACUUGGUUUAAAACAGACUGAAAUCAACAGUGAUGCCUCCUAAUGAUCCACAACAGCAAAGGAGAUCAUCACUAACAAAUGGAAAUGUCUGUAGUGCAGUUCUUUAUGUCUGUAAUUGCAGCAACGUGCGGGUGUUGGACACGAUAAUAUGCAGCACUCAUUCAACUUUAUUCACAAUAGCCAUGUUUACAUGGGCAAAAUUUCUUGUUCUGAUUAAAAUUUGAGGGAUAUGAAAAUCUAGAUCCACCAUUUAUAUAGGCACAAAAUCAAAUAAUCUGAUCAGAUGCGUAUACAUGCGCCAAGCUAUAUUCAGAUUAGAAGCAUUUGGACAUGCGCAGAGUUGUCCGAUUUCACUAAAACAACCACAGAAGAAGAGUUGUAUUUACACCUGUGCUAUCAACAAACCAACAAACGCAGAAGUGGCUCACUCCAUCCAAUUCAGUCACUAAUGGCGGAAAUGUGUCACGUUGACAUAGGGCACGUGCACAGUCAGGUUAGUUUUGCCCAACAGAGAGUCACGAUCGGAAUAAGAGGUACAUGAAAUGUACCGAGACCUAAACCAACCCUCGCAAUCAGAAUACAAUUUCUUCCCGAGUGAGCCGAAAUGGAUAAGAAUAUUCCGACGAUAUGUUUUACGCGACACAUUUCUAUUCCGAUCAAGCCUUCAUUCUGAUUAUUUGUGCCCAUGUAUAUGCAGCUAGUGAUAUAUUUGAUGUUUAAAAAAACUAGGAUGAGAUUUUUUGUCUGAAAACCCUUUCUUACACAGGUUUAAAACAAAAUAAGCAAAGAUGUAUGAGGUACAGUCUCGCCCAGAGGGGUUGCAAAUGUCAACAAAAAUGGGGUAUCAUUAGCCUAGUGGUCUAGAUGCGCCCAAGUCUGGUUUGGUUACACAGUGUGGCACUUUGUCUGCAUGUCACUUUGAGCUGUUCCCUUUUUCCUGCUCUAUUCAUUGUCAUCUUAAUUAAGGGAAAAUAAAAACAAAAUAAAUCUUCAAAAAUGAAAAAAAAAAAUCCACACAAGCACACAGUCUCUCACAGCUGCUUUAAAUGCAAAUGACAAAGAAACCGUUCAGUUAAAAAUAAGAGACUGAAUUAUCUUUCAAAAAGCUUGUAACUUUAGAUAUUAGCAAAGGUUACACUUACAGUAUGUUAGUCAUUGAUGAUUUUUUGUCUUUGCCACCACUGCAAAGCUUACAGUCAGUAUAAUGUUGACAAAUGUUGCUUUAUAGAUAAUCUGUUGCAAGUAAGCCCUUACAAUCACAUCUGAGCUUUUUUUUUUUUUGCCAUAUGCUUUAGAUAUGUUCGAGUGUUAAUUAGGGAGCAAACAAGUUCCACUCUCUGUAUUCAACACCAGAAAUUGAAAUUUGAAAAAAGAAAGAAAUUGGCAAUAAGUUCCUUUUUCAACAGCAAAAAGGAAAAAAUAUACUAUAUAUAUAUAUAGACCUUUGAGAAACGCUGUAACAGAGGAGGUGAAGAAAAUACAGAACAUCUCAAGACUUUUCCUUUAUCUUUAAGAGAGGAUGUUAGCAUCAAAUCAGUCCAGAAGCAGGAAACAUCACAACAAUGUUAGCUAAGUUCAAGAGACACAGAACAGAUACUGCAAAAUGAAUUGGAGCCAUCUGUCUUCUUUCCCUGUCUCCUCUCUUUCCCAUUUCUAUUCAUCCAUCUUCCCCCCUCUUUUCAACCAUCUCUGGCUCCAACCCUUUGCCCUCUCACUCAGUCACGUUCAGGUGGUGUCAUGUCAUCAAUAUGGCUGACAGAAUAUCUCUCUUACCCAAGUAAAAACAGCCUUUUAAACAAGUCAAUGCUCAGGGGUCGUUUGCUCAAGGAGUUUCAUGUCUCUUUCCUCCUGUCAGGUGUCUCAUGUGCUAAAUGUGGCAUAUGGAGUUGAUAACCUGUUCCCAGAUCAGCUGGUUUAUAAGACGCUCCAGAUCCUGGACCUACCAGACACUGACAUCACAUCAUAUUUUGGGGAAUGCAGCUCCUUCAUUGAUCAAGCACGAGAACAGGUAUACACACACACACACACACACACACACACGCAUAAACCUACACAAUCAGCAUCUACGAGGAGGAGGAAAUAUGAAAACUUCAGCUGAGAACUGAAACCUUUGCUUUUGUAAUGAAAAAUUUUUACAUCUAGUAAAAUGUUUCUGGCAUUCUGUGAAGUGUUUUUCAGUUUAGUAAUACAUUUUAGCAUUUUUGUUAAUGUCUUGUGGUCAUGAAAUAUUUGUGCAGUUGACCCUCAAGGCCACCAUAAAAACCAGACACAGACUACUUUUCUGACUCCAGAGAUGCUUGUUCACCUCAGGCGGGGGGACUGUGCCAGCUUUUCCACAGUCAAGAUGUUAUUAAAAGUCUUGUAUUUACUGAUAAAGGAAACAUUUGGAAAGUGAAGAGACCCAAAUGUCCAAAACUUUUGUUAUACUUUAUUAUUUCUAUUAUAUUUAAGUAUAAAAUAGUUCCGGUAACACUUUAUUUGACACCUAUUUCUAUAACGCAUUAUGAAUAUAUGUAUAAUGUGUUAUAAUCACGUUAUAGCACUGUAUAACUAUAGUAAUAAACACUCAUAAAUGAUCAUAAUGCUUUAUAGCAAUAAUCAUAACACAUUAUGAUGCAUUUUAUCAUGACUUACAAGGUCAGGUAUUAUAAUGUGCUAUAAGUGUUAAGAACUCACUGACAAUGCACACAUAGAUAAUGCAUUGCAACUGUUGUUGUUAACAGUUAUAACACAUAAUACCUGACCUUAUAAGUCAUGAUAAAAUGCUUUAUAAUGUGUUAUGGUUAUUGCUAUAAAGCAUUAUGAUCAUUUAUGAGUGUUUAUAACUAUAGUUAUACAGUGCUAUAACGUGACUGUAACACAUUAUACAUAUAUUUAAAAUGCGUUGUAGAGAUGAGUUAAACAAAGUGUUGCCGUUGUUCCAAUUUGAUUAGUGAAAUGUACCUUUAACUCUAAGGUUAAAGCCUCUAACAGUUCGUAUUUAUUACUCAGUAUGUUUUUACAUUAAUGCAUAUAAUUUUGAUUUGUAAAUUUUGUUUUGAAGCAGCAUUUUAACAUUACAGUUAUGAGGAUGUUAAAAACUGGUUGUGGAGUCAUCUGGUGAAUUCUGCCUGAAGAUGCAUGCAGUAAAACAGGGCUAACAAGAAAUCCUCCAGAAAGCUAUUUAUGAAGAAGUAAGAUGUGUUUGUAUGAAAUUCAAAUGAACGAGAAAAGUACAAGUGCAGUCAAAUUCUGCUUGUGUGAAUGCAUGAAUGUAUUCAGUCAUUUUAUACCUCUAACAGCUGCAGACACAAGCACACAGGACCAAAAGCAGAGUUUCAGGGUUCUUUUCCAGAUAAAAUAUGUAUCAAAUCUAUUAAAAUAUUUCUCUAUCCACAUCUCUUCAGGGGGGCUCAUGCAGCCUAAAAAUGCUGUCUUUUAUAUCUGCUGGCUAAUUUAACAUGUCAGCGUGCACACACAGAGACUCUGCUACCACACUGCGAUGCAUUUACACACAUUGGCAGCAGUCAGCUAUCUGUAAGUCAGCACAAAGGCAAGGUGGGUGGUCAGAAUACCUAUUAGAGGACCAUGCUGGGGUCAAAAUGUUCUCUGCUUAUGCUUUCCCUCAGUCAUUUCACGGGCUGUAUGCAGUACUUUUCAAAGGAUUAUUUCCUUGCAGAGUCUUAAAUUUCUUCCUGUGAGCGUGAGUGUUUGUGUGUGUUUGUUUGUGGGUGUGUGAGUGUGUGUGUGCUAAGUCAGGAGAUGGACCAUAAGCAGAACGUGAGGCGAUGUGAGUGCUGAUAUGAAAACACUCAACUGGAGCGCAAUGAAAUAACUGCAAAACAAGAAACUCCGACAAAACCAAAUUAAGUCGCCAUGUUCGCUUUGAUGGAUUAUCUUGCCCGGGCAAUUUUCAUUCUGUAGGAGUUUUCUUGUUUUUUUUUUCUCCCUAAAAGAAGAAAAAACAAGAUCUGAUAUGUAGCUACACUGAAUGCAGACACCAGCAAAAUAAUAUAGAAGCACAGAAACCUUUGCGACUGAUAGAAAGGUAUUAAAGGGUGAUAUUAUUGGUACAGCUUUCCUGAAUGUUCUGUGUGUGCCUCAUUUGAUUAUGUUACCCGGAGGAACAACCUGAUAGGUUUAUAGUUUGUGUGUAAUUCCAGAUAACAGUGAUGACAUGUCAAUUUCUGCAGCUGUGUGUAUGUGUGUUUCAAAAGCUAAUUUAUAUCUUGUGUUUUUGAGUGAGCACUGAUUGACAUGUUAAAUGAAAAUAUGUUUCCUGCAGUUUUUUUCUGCUCCAUUUCAGCUAGAAGAGAGACUUUACUCUGUGCUGAGAGACUCUGUGUUGAAUAAAGGAGACAAAUGUGUCAAUACACUGAGCUUCAGAACUGAGCCGUGGGCCUGCACGCAUUGUCUAAAGAUGUGGCUGGAAUUUAAAAAAAAAAUAAUUUCCAGCGAGGCACUCAAGGCAGUAAAAUAAUUACAUCAACAUUAAUAUUAAUCAUGUUGCAAAGUUUGACACACACACACACAAACCACAGGCACAGAUUUAUUCCUUCUCGACUUUUUCUACAUGCUUGAUUUGAUGCUACUCUCAGAGAUGUUACAAAAGUCAGACAUUAAAAAGUUUCCCUGGUGAAAUAAAGUGACUAUGAAUUUUUAAUUUCCCCGUUUACCUAACUGACCAGAUAAGGGUGACAGAAGUGUACAUGAAGUACACAGUGAAUGAUAAUUUCCUGUUAUUUGAAAACAAUUUAAUAUACUCCAGGUUACAACUAAUAAACUCUUUUCAAAUCAAAAGUACUUAUUUCAAAUCAAGCCUGAAAUUUUCUGACAUUUGGCGAAGGGAUUGUCAUUUGAAACAACAAAGUUAACAUUUGAACUCACUCAGCAUUAAAGGGAUAUUCCGGUGUAAAUUUAAGUUAAGGUCAAACACAGUGUAACCUCCUCCUCCUUAGACACCCCCUUGAGAGAUGAAUGUUGCCAACUGCUUUCCUCUCUAGUCAUACCAACUUCACCAAUGACCACAUGAUAGCAAUACAUAGCGGUCUACAUCUCCACGCGCAAACCUCAACCAAAACACCACUCUAUAGCCACAAAUAAUUCUCAGAGCAGCACCUAACUUCAACAACAGUACAAAUAGGGUCCCAGCCAUAGUACUAGCCAUCAAACAUCUUUUUAGCUUUGCCUAAUUUCUUUAGCAAAGAGACCAAACACAACUCACCCACUGUCCUCCAGCAGCCGCUUGUUUUUGGGGGGAGCCCUGACAAGUUGAUCACCGAGUGCAGCAGAGUUUUGCAGCUCAAAGAAGAACAUUUAUGAUCAUUACUUCAUGGAAAUAAAAUCAGAGUUCUUGUGUAUCCUGUAUGUGCACUGCAGACACAGAAUUUUUGUCUGUCUUAGCAUCUCAGUCUGAUUGCAUUUCCAUGAAGUACUAAUCAUAAAUUUUCCGCUGCACUCGGUGAUCGACUCGUCAGGGCUCCCUCAUAACUUGUUGUUACAGUGUGUUUGACCAUAACUUUUAUGCCGGACUAUCCCUUCAAGACUUCAACUACAACACCAAUACAAACAUGUGAACCUUUGAAAUUUGAAUAAUGUCUCUACUGAAAGUUUAAUUUUCAUUUCAAGUCAUUGUUAUUUUAAACACACUUUUUUACACUUGUGUAGUAAACAGCUGAGCCUAUUCACUUUCUGCAUUUCAAUGAGUACAAUUAUGCUCAAGUUUCAUUGCUGCAAACUAGAUGAAAAUAGCACAACCCAGCAAAUAUACAGUCAUAUAACACACAAAAAUAUAAGCUACUGUAUUAAAACUGCAUGAUGGGUAAUGACAGUUACUGAAGUACUGUACGUAAAAUUAACAUGAAUCUCUCAAACCCCCUGCUGUUUGCCUGUCUCACUUUUUUUCCCCACAGGACGGUGUGGUGCUGGUCCACUGUAACGCAGGCGUAUCACGUUCCUCCUCCAUUGUGAUUGGUUACCUGAUGUUGAGGGAGGGGCUGAUGUUUGACGAUGCGUACAGCCAGGUGAAGCUGGCACGGCCUUCAACUCGCCCCAACCCAGGUUUCUACCAGCAACUACAGAGCUACAAACCUUAAAGACACAGUUUAAGUUUUUUUUUUUUUUUUUUCCCUACAUGAAGACAGCCAAACAGUGAUGUACCAUCACCUUCUGGAGUACCAAACAGAUGACUACACACCAAGAAAAGGCGGACCUCAGUAUAUUUUGACUUUGUUUUUGGUCCCAGUCUACCACUACCUGAGGAACAUUUAGGGCUCUUGAGUUGCUCAUAGUUGUGCCUGGCUUCAGUAGGUUUUAAGUUUGAAAACAAAAGGUGCCGAAACUUCCAUUUUGCUAUUUGUGUGUGUGUGUUUUUAUACACGUGUUAACUGUGAAAAUACCAAUGAGUGCUGUUUUUUGGGGAAGGAGUCUUAAAAAUCAUGAGGCCUUACAAGAAUAUAACAUCCGCACAAAGUACUAUUGCUUAGAGUUUCAUAUUUUCAUGUUCCUUUUGAGUUUUCUGUCAUUAGGUCUUGUUUCUUUGUGCCAUGUUUAUGUCAAUGCUCUGGUCCAUGCAUUUUGUUUCAGUUCUUACCUUUAUAUUACAUAAAAAACAGUGUCUGCUUCUCAGUUCGCAGCAGUAAAAACCUUUAUACAGGAUCAGAUUUGUUCAUGUUGGAGACAUGUUUGCAUUGAUGAAACAUCUCAUUAAAGACCUACCAGUUUUUCUGGAGUACAGCUUGAUUUUCCUACAUCUUUUACAACACAAUCAUAUACACCAAUCAGUUGUUAUGAUAAACCCUCUCCACUGUAUUGCCUCCAUCAAUCUAACAACUUAGCAAAGUUAAUGCGCUAACCUCGCUCCCUUGAAAUAAUUAGCUUGUAAUUAGCUUGUUAGAUAAUGAGGGAAAAUUCAGUUGGCUCAGAUGCUUAUGAACCAAGUCCACUGGGACGAGCUCCUGAAGCUGCAAACUCUCAGCACACAAAGGUUUCAUAUACUAUCAAGCUUUGCUAACAAUUUAUAUGGAAAUUAAGUCUGCUGUUGGAAUGCACCAUCACAGUUAUAAAAGGGAAGACCCAUUUUUCUGCACAGAAUUUGAACAACAAACCCACAUUUUUGAUUAAUAAGACAGAAAAUUCCCUCUCUUAACCGUACAAUUUACUCUGAUUGGUUCAAUGAAAAUAAAACAAGCAAGAAAUUAAGUUUCCAAAGGUGAAAAAACAACCAUGAUUUAUUGCCCUUGGUAUCAAAGGCAACAACCAGAUCACACCCACAACACAUAUCAAAUCAAUCUGCAAAAAAGGUGUAAUGAAGUGAGAGAAACCUUACUCUCUAAUCCUGCAUCAACAGACAACAUGAGGGAUUUUUUCAACAUUACCUUUAAUUUAUUAAGAGAGCACAGAAGAACCUUUGAUUAGUGGGUAAUGGCCGACCAGCCAAAAGCAGAGAAAAGCAAAUGUGAGGCAUGGAGAAACAACAAGGGAUGUUUAAGCCCACAGAGAGCUACGUGAAAGAUAAAUUAAAGUAAACAGAUAGGAAACAACCACAAUGAUGGGCUUUGGCAGAGUUAAAGGACUGGUUGAGUGAGAUGAAAAUGCCAACAGAAACGUCACAGGGAGGGGAUUUAAUGCAAGAACUGCUGUUAUUCUCUGCAUUCGUCAUGAAUGUCGAUGCAAAUAUGCUGCUUUGUCUUUACCUUAAAUUAAAAUCUGAAGUUUAGUGUUAUUUAUUAAAGCAGAAUCACAUGUAAAAUUUAAAGUGAAUGAAAAUCUUACUUUUCCUAUGUUGGUAUAAUUAUCUGGGCUCAUAGUAGGAUAAUUGAUGAUUUACUUGCAGUUGUGCAAAACAGACCAGGUCAAGAGUCACUUAACCCAACUCCAGUUAUCAGUGGUAGAGUGAAGGAGCUCCUGGGCACAUUUGUUAACCAUACUAGUGGCACUGUGACCUGGCAGUCAAACCUGUGCGUAUGUGCUUUUGGACCCCCAUCCAACCUGAUCAUUUCUCUAAUAUCAGGCCAGUUUGAUAUAGUGACUGACGGUAGACUGGUGAUAUUCACUGAUACUUUAAACCUGCUUUCUAAAAAAUUGAGCUUGUACUGCUAGAUGUUUACACUAGCUUCAUUGCCUGGAAGCUGAUGGCUAUACAACAUGUGUGUUGCUCUGAUUGCUCUACACCUGUCGAAAAAUCUGGCUCAGUGAAGUCUUUUCACUCUUGUAAUACCUUAACUUUUUACCCAACGGCAUCAUCAACUUGUGAUAUUUUUGAUAAUCAUUACAUGGUGUUAAAUUAGAUCCAUUGUUAAUGAAAACUAUGUCCCCUCACUAACAGAUAUAGUCACAAAUAAGUAAUGCAUUAAAAAUGUAUCCAUACAACCUCAA
Molecule: messenger RNA, 23240 nt
Organism: Xyrichtys novacula (pearly razorfish)
Lineage: Eukaryota; Metazoa; Chordata; Actinopteri; Labriformes; Labridae
Source: the annotation of a GenBank genome assembly